GAAUGCAUUCAACUGUUCCUCCUCGAGUCGGACUCGGCAGCAGUUGGAUGGCGUGAGCAGCAGAGCACUGCACAGGACAGAGCAGACGCACAGGCAGCACACAGAGGCGCGCGAUUAAUUGACGAAUCUAGAGGACAGGACAGGGCUCUGUCCUCCAGUAGCAUCCUUUCGUUUCGAACAUGGAUUUGGAGACCAGAAGACACACUGAAAUGCUUUUACAGCUAGCAGUCAUUUUCUGCUGUUCAUAUGGGGCAAUUGGAAAAGACAGCUGUGAUGGCCCACUGGUGUCCAGCCUGCCCCAGUCCUCCUUCAGAAGCUCAUCACAGUUAUCCAACAGCCAUGGACCCGGCUUUGCCAAAGUAAACAGGAGAGAUGGUGCCGGAGGCUGGGCUCCUGUAGAGUCUAAUAAGUACCAGUGGUUGGAGGUGGACCUGGGGGAGCGGACGGAGAUCACAGCCGUGGCCACGCAGGGUCGCUACGGCAGUUCAGACUGGGUCUCCUCCUUCCUCCUCAUGUUCAGCGACACGGGACGCAACUGGAAACAGUACCGCCAGGAGGACAGCAUCGGGGCAUUCACUGGAAACAGCAAUGCAGACAGUGUGGUGCAGUUCAAACUGCAGCAGCCAGUCUUUGCCAGGUUCCUACGGUUACUUCCUCUAGACUGGAACCCUAACGGGAGGAUAGGCCUGAGGCUGGAGGCCUAUGGAUGCCCUUACAAGUCUGUUGUGGCAAGUUUUGACGGAAGCGGCUGCUUGCUCUACAGGUUCAGCCCCAACCCAACACCAAUUCGAACAGCCAAAGACAGUAUCUCUCUGAAGUUCAAAACCCUGCAGAACUCUGGGACACUGAUACACACAGAGGGACAACACGAUCGCAGCCUCACGCUGGAGUUGCACAAGGGAACACUUUUACUCCACCUCAGAAAAGGUAAAGGUGCCUCUCCUGGUCCUGAGAGCCACACGGUCGUGUCACUGGGUAGUCUUCUAGAUGACCUGCACUGGCACCAUGUAGCCAUCGAGCGUGUUAGCGGCCAUGUCAACUUCACUGUGGAUAAAAGCACUCAACAGAUCCAGGUCCCUGCAGAACUCAGUCCUUUUGAGAUAAACGAGAUAAGCUUUGGUGGCGUCCAGUGCCAUGGAACACAGAUGGUUCUGUCCAGGAGGAACUUCCAUGGGUGUCUUGAGAACCUUCUCUGGAAUGAGGUGAACGUCAAUGAUCUGGCCAAGCAGCGCCAGAAGGUCUCCAUCACGGGCAAUGUGACCUUUACUUGUGCUGAGCCGGUCUCCGUUCCAGUGACGUUCACUGGCGCCCAGAGUUUCCUCCAGUUGCCGGGUGCAGCUCUACAGCAGAGAGACGCCGGUGGCGGCGGGGUUGCCUUGGUGGCGGUUGGUGUGGCGAUCAGCCUGCAGUUCCGGACCUGGAACAGAGCGGGCCUUCUGUUAACCUUUGACCUCCAGCAGCAGGUGGGGAGCCUGUGGCUCUACCUGAGUGAGACCAGAGUCAGGCUGCAGAUACACAAGGCUGGCAGGAUCCUACUGGACGUUGUCACAGGGUUUGGUCUGAACGACGGCCAGUGGCAUUCAGUAGACCUGACUGCAAGAAGAGGUCGUCUGACCAUCACUGUGGAUAAAGAGGAAAGCUCCACAGCUCAUGCCAGCCCAUCUUUCCCUGUGGUGUCAGGAAACAACCUCUUCUUUGGAGGUUGCCCGGAGAGCAAGAACAACCAGGAGUGCAGAAACCCUUUCAAUGUGUUCCAGGGUUGUAUGAGACACAUCCGUGUGGAUAACAAUGUUGUGGAUCUGAUCAAGGUGCAACAGAUGCUGAUGGGAAACUACAGCGACCUGCAGAUUGACAUGUGUGGAAUCAUCGACAGAUGCUCUCCAAGCCAUUGUGAACACGGGGGGAGAUGCACUCAGUCUUGGAGUACCUUCCAUUGCAAUUGCACUAACACAGGCUACAGUGGAGCAACAUGUCACAGCUCCGUCUACGAGCAGUCAUGUGAAGUGUACAAACAGAAGGGCAAUACAACAGGGCUGUAUUACAUAGACGUGGAUGGAAGCGGCCUGAUCAAGCCACAGCUGAUUUACUGCAACAUGACAGAUGAAACGUGGAUGGUGAUCCAACACAAUAACACGGAGCUAACCAAAUUAAAGGCCUCCUCUGGGAUAAAUCAGCAUUUAGCCUAUUUUAACUAUUCGGCCGAUGCUGAACAGCUCGGAGCCAUAAUUACUCAGGCGGAGCACUGCGAGCAGGAAGUCUUCUACCACUGUAGAAAGUCACGCCUCUUAAACACACCAGAUGGAUCUCCGUUCACUUGGUGGGUGGGACGGACAGACGAGCCACAGACGUACUGGGGCGGGGCAGUACCAGGGAGCCAGCAGUGUGGCUGCGGUCUUCAGGGUAACUGCAUCGACUCAGACCACUACUGCAAUUGUGACGCUGACCGCAAAGAAUGGGCUGCUGACUCUGGCCUGCUCAUCCAUAAGGAGAAUCUACCAGUCAGAUGGGUGGUGGUGGGGGAUAUACAGAGGCCUGAAUCAGAGGCAGCCUAUAGAGUCAGCCCACUUAGAUGUCAUGGAGACAAGAACUUCUGGAACGCAGCGUUCUUCAACAAAGAGACAUCGUACCUGCACUUCCCCACGUUCCACGGAGAGCUCAGUGCAGACAUCUCCUUCCUGUUCAAAACCACUGCCUCUUCAGGGGUCUUCCUGGAAAACCUGGGCAUUAAAGACUUCAUACGGGUUGAACUCAGCUCUCCGAUGGAGGUCGUCUUCUCGUUUGACGUGGGCAAUGGCCCCUUUGAGGUGCGUGUGGAGACGGGCGGCAUGGCGCUAAACGACGACAGGUGGCACCGCGUUCGAGCGGAGCGGAACGUGAAAGAGGCUUCACUGUGUGUGGACUCUUUCCCGGGUACCACACAGAAGGCCCCCGCCGACGGUCACAUCCAUCUGCAACUCAACAGCCAAUUAUUUGUAGGUGGCACUGCUUCCAGAAUGAAAGGUUUCCUGGGUUGUAUCCGCUCGCUGCAACUGAACGGGAGGACUCUGGACCUGGAGGAGAGGGCUAAGAUUACGCCUGGGGUGAGUCCGGGCUGCCCGGGACACUGCAGCAGCUACGGGCAUCUGUGCCAGAACCAGGCGAGGUGUGUGGAGAGGUACAAUGGCUUCUCCUGCGACUGUGGCCUCUCCGCCUACGCAGGCCCCUUCUGCCAGAGAGAGGUCUCUGCUUACUUCAAACCUGGGACAUCAGUCCAGUACACAUUCAAGGAGCCGUACGAGCUGACUAGAAACACCAGCACUCAGUCCCAGUCCUCCUCCAUCUACUCUGACCUGACGCUACGAGGAGAGAAUGUCUCGUUUAGCUUCAGAACCACACAGAGCCCUGCGUUACUUCUCUACAUCUGCUCCUACUACAGAGAGUACCUGGCUGUGCUGCUCAACAGGAAUGGUUACCUGGAUGUUAAAUACAAGCUGCAGAACAGUAGAGAUGCUGAGGUAUUCAGGACCAGCAUUAGGAACUUGGCCAAUGGACAACUUCACAGAGUCUCCAUCAGGAGGAUAUCAGAGACUGUCAGUGUUCAGAUUGACCAGCACAGAAGGGAAGACUUCAAUCUCACAUCUGAUACAGAAUUCAAUGCUAUCAAGUCAGUUGUCCUUGGGAAAGUGCAAGAGUCUGGUGAGCUGGAUCCAGAGAUUGCCAGGCUGAACUCCCUGGGUUUCAGUGGCUGUCUGUCGGUGGUCCAGUUUAACUCCAUCACUCCACUGAAGGCAGCGCUACUCUACCCAAACACCAGCCCAGUCAUAGUGACAGGACCCCUAGCUGAGUCCACCUGUGGUUCCUCAUCUCCAGCCAAUACCUACCCAGCCGAAACCACACACCCCCUAUCAGACCAUUCAGGUACAGUAGGUACUGGUGAGCCUAUAGUUAACGCAAUCAAGAGUGACUCUGCAUUGAUUGGAGGUGUGAUUGCUGUAGUGAUAUUUGUGAUUCUGUCUGCGUUGGCAGUAAUGGUAAGGUUCCUGUAUCGACGGAAAGAGACGUUCCACAGACAAGAACCCAAAAGCAUCAAACCUGAGGCAGAUAGUCCUGAGUUCCCUUUCCACAGCGAGCCCACCUCACAGAACGUACUAAGUGAAAACCAAAAGGAGUAUUUCAUAUAGCUCCAUCUGUCCACCCCCGGACUUUCUCAAUUUUUGACUUAUCCAGUGAAUCUGAUUAAGGAAGUACAGAAAUGCCUUCCAAGCCCUAGAGACAUUAUUUACAUUCACAGUGCAUUACACACACAUGCAGUAAAAGACCCUCAGCAACAGUCAAAACAAGAUGGCUGACCAAAAUGUGGAGAAGAUAAAAAAAAAAAAAUUUGUUGAUGUAUUGUUCUUUCUUGUUUUACCGGGUGUUGUUUUUUUAUAUUACUACACUGAACAAAAAUAUAAACACAACGUGUAAAGUGUUGGUCCCAUGUUUCAUGAGCUGAAAUAAGAGCCCAUAAAUGUUCCAUACGCACAAAAAGCUUGUUUC
Messenger RNA from Oncorhynchus gorbuscha (pink salmon), 4518 nucleotides. Its product is annotated as contactin-associated protein-like 4. NCBI's taxonomy places the organism in Eukaryota, Metazoa, Chordata, Actinopteri, Salmoniformes, Salmonidae. The record is from RefSeq and is a predicted model, not a curated record.